Molecule: messenger RNA, 4201 nt
Organism: Acipenser ruthenus (sterlet)
Lineage: Eukaryota; Metazoa; Chordata; Actinopteri; Acipenseriformes; Acipenseridae
Product: KN motif and ankyrin repeat domain-containing protein 3-like
Exons: 12
Coding region: 403-3480 (1025 amino acids)
Biological process (GO): negative regulation of actin filament polymerization
Cellular component (GO): cytoplasm; cytoskeleton
Molecular function (GO): protein binding
Source: RefSeq, a predicted model, not a curated record
UGCUGUCUUCAGUCUGUCACAGAAUCAUAAAGUUUUCCUCCAACUUUUUCUGCGAAGAUUAGGGUGGGAAUGUGCUGGUGUGUGUGUGUGUGUGUGUUUUUAUUCCCACAUACAGUACUUUACAUGACCCGCUGGGACCUGUUUCACUUCGUGGUCAGCUGGGCGCGCAAGGAGUGCUGUGUUGACAAGAGUGUCUCCGGCUGUCGUGUUUUCCAGGGUGUGUUGUGAUCUGCAGCCCAAAGAGAAGCGCUGUGUCGGGGUAAAGGAGACACAGAAAGCUGGGAAAGCUGCGUCGGAGUCUCGGAGAGCAUUUGGAAAGCCACGGAUCGGAGUUCAGUAGUGAGGGAGGUGGCGCACUAACUCUUUCGCAGCCGGCUUCGGAACGCGUGCUGGAGAAGGAAGAUGACCCAGUCUGUGCAGCUCAACCAGAAACCCCCAGACCUGGGAGCCUCAUUCCUGUACAAGACCCAGGAGGAGGUUGACCAGGACGGCUCCUAUUCCGUACAGACUCCCUACGGAUUUGAGCUGGACCUAGACUUCCUCAAGUAUGUGGAGGAGAUUGAGAGCGGGCACAAGCUGCGUAGGGCGCCCCUGCACUCACGACGGGGGUCACGGGCCCCCAAACCUGCCUCGCAGCCCCAGCAGAGCCCUGGGGGUGGGGGCCAGAUCAGCGGCUGUACCUCCACAGAGUCGCUGUCCUCCUGCGCCAGCGAGGAGGGGCGUGUGCCUCCUUUGCCCCCGCCUCGAGCCCGCACCAUCUCAGCUCCCUCAGAGAGCCACCCAGUCUCUCCUCCGCCUUCUAAUAAUCAUCCAGCCUCUGCGAGCGCCAAGCUGCCCCCCCAGCCGCCAGCACGCAACCCAAGAGUAGAGAGGACCUUGCUGGAGACCAGUCUCCGCUUGGAGCAGGAACAAACUCAGCUUCAUACUCAGCUUCGAACCCUGCUACACAACGGCCCGUGCCUUCAACUGGCUGACCCCCCCAGAGCUGGCUUGGGUCCUAGAGGAGCUGGAAGGUCCACUGCCCCUUUGAGUCCAGCCCCAGACUUCCUUGCUUCCUCUUCUUCCCAGAGCCCAGUCCAGGCUGUUUGGUCCCGGAUGAGCCCCCACAAUUCAGGCAGGAGUACCCCGGCUUCUGCUGCGGCUGCUCAGGUGGCACCCCAAAUCCCACCAACCCAACUCCAGACGGUGCGCGAGCAGAUGGCGGCCGCCCUCCGGCAGCUGAAGGAGAUGGAGGAGCAGGUCAAAGGGGUCCCGGCACUGGAGAAAGAGAUCGGCGAGCUCCGGGAGGAACGAGAGAGACUGCUGGUUGCGCUGAGAGAGAAGACAGGAGGGGAAGGGUUAAGCCAGAGGUCCUGUAGUGCAGGGGAAGGAGAUGGAGGAGAAGGAGAGGCCCAUAAGAGAACGCCCCCUAACAACAUGAGGCAGAGCAAGCUGGCAGACCUGCGGAGGCUGACAGAGAAGUUCGGAGGGAGCGUGGGAGGGAAGGAGGAGAAAGAAAGAGAACGGCACCCACAGAAAAGUGCAGUGACAGCAGCUGCGGUGGUGGAGGUUGAGAAAACGUCGGUAGCAGUAGGUGAUGCUCAGAGACUGGAAGACACAGUGUUUUACUACCGAACGGAAGUAAGGGAAGCCGGGGUGGGAACGGAUGCUGUAGAGCUUUGCGAGGCAGAGGUGGGAACAGAGGAGAUCAAAGUAUGCGAGGUUGGGAUUAACGUGAGUGUAGAGACGCAGGAGGCCUCAGUCUGGGUGAUGGAGUCUCUUCUGGGGCUGCGUAGUGAGGCUGAGCGGGAGAUUGAAAUCCUACACGACAGCAUCCAGAGCCAGCAAGAAACCAUCCAAGCGCUGGAGAGCCGACUAACCCAGGCUGACCAAGAACUAGCAGCCAUGCGGUCCCAGGAGGACAAGCGCAAGCCCAAGGCGACCCAGGAUAAGGGUGUCCAGGCCUGGCCAGAGACAGCCAGUGUCCAGGUCGAGGCUGUGGUCUCACUAACCAGCAAAGGAGUGGGCGGAAUGGAAGACGGUUCAGAAAAUAUGCGCAGCGUGGCAGUUGACUGCCGCUGUGAGGUCAAGGAGACGGGAGUGGGGCCUGAACCUGCUCCCCAACCGAAGGACCAGGAGGUCCAGACUGAUGAAGAGAGAACUACUAAAAAAACUGUGACCAGCACCGGGAGCCAAUGUGAGCCUUCACAAGGGGAGUUACAGAAGGAAGAUAUCCGGGCUACUUCAGCCACAGUCCCGCAGAGAGAGGAGGCAGUGCAGGAGAAGAGGCGAGUGACCACAUGCCCAGGCGCGGUCAGUUUGAAAGCGAGACCAAGGAGGGGAGACGAGGAAGAGGGGAAGAAGAUUGCUGGCCUCAGCACAGCUACUGGUAUGCUGAAAUCCAUCAUGAAGAAGAAAGGCAGCUCCAGCACGGUCGAGCCAGGGGGCAGCAAGAAGAGCCUGCAGUUCGUAGGGAUACUCAACGGAGGGUAUGAGUCAACGUCGAGUGAAGAGGAGGAGGAGGAGGAGGAGGAAGAGGGCAGCUCGUCAGGUGCAGGGGACAGCACGGACAGCAGCGACAGGGAGACAGGGGCGCUGAUCGAGACCUCGGAGGACGAGCUCAACGUCAACAUGGAGGACAGCGACAGCGACGCUGAGCAGACCAGACCGGAACAAAACGGGGACGUGAAAGAAAAGUUCGAGCUGAGUAAGAAGAUGCGCGAAGCCUGUCUGAUUCUGAAGAACCACCUGAACGAUGACGUCAACGCUUUGAAAAGCAAGGAAGUGCUGUCCAGCACACACACAAUCCAGAAGGAGUGGUUCUGGGUGUCCAGCUCCCGGAGAGCUCUCCCCGCCCGCGUGGCGGACUACCUGAUGGCAUUCUCCGAAGUCUCGCCCGCGCUGCUGCGCCACGUGGUCAACAUGGCGGACGGCAAUGGCAACACGGCACUGCACUACAGCGUCUCGCACUCCAACUUCGCCAUAGUGGGGCUGCUGCUGGACACCGGUGUGUGCUGCGUGGAUCACCAGAACAAAGCCGGCUACACAGCCAUCAUGCUGGCAGCGCUGGCUGCGGUUGAGCUGGAGGAGGACAUGAAGGUCAUCAGGAAGCUGUUCAGUCUGGGCAACGUCAACGCCAAGGCCAGCCAGGCUGGGCAGACUGCGCUCAUGCUGGCAGUGAGCCACGGGCGCCAGGAGAUGGUUCGAGCGCUGCUGGACUGCAGCGCCAACGUCAACAUCCAGGAUGACGAGGGUUCCACGGCGCUGAUGUGCGCCAGCGAACACGGGCGCGCCGAGAUCGUCAAGCUGCUCCUGGCACAGCCCGGCUGCGACGUCUCCAUCGCAGACAAUGAUGGCAGCAAUGCUCUCUCAAUCGCGCUGGAGGCCGCGCACAAUGACAUCGCCGUGCUGCUCUACGCGCAUAAGAACUAUGCUGAGUCUCAGGCAGCCGGCUCACCAAAGACCACCAUGAAAAGCCACACCAGCCCAACAAGACCAUGACCUGUUGAAUAGCCACGGCCCAAUACUGUGCCAAAGAGGGGCUGAUAACUGGACCGAAAGGAGGACUAGCCCAAGGCCACCUCCCUGCACUAUACGGAAAUAAAAUAUAUCUGUAGCCAUACUAAAGCAAUAUAUACAUAUAUAAACUUGUAUCCAUAUUUUAAAUAUACAGUAAUCUUAUUUUUUUUCUACAAAUCUAUUUCCAAAACCUUAAUUGUACUCAUCUGUAAUCGAGAAUUGUUUGUUUACAACAUUGCUAUAAUAUUGUGUACAAUCCUUAACGUGUACAACAGCGCUGCAGCUGGCUUUAUUGCAUUUGGAAAGACAUCCAUCACAAAGUGCUUCUGUAGGUUUAUUAUCUAAUUUUGCAGACCUCUACUCAAACAGCUUAUACAAACGGAAGCCACGCACCGUAACCAAAACCUGCUGGAUUCAAACACUCAUACCCUUAUAUUUCUUAUAUGUCAAAUAAGUGAAGCCAUUACAGUAGGAUAAUGCACUAACAUCUGUUUAUGCACUGUAUAAAUUAUAUUUGUAUUUAUCAGUUUUGAUAUGAGCUUUGAAUAAAAAAAAUAAACUGCACUGUCUACUUGCAAUUGCGUGGCCCUGAUUUGAUACUGCAGCUGUUAUUUCAAUACAUAGCAUUUGAAAUAUUGAGUAAUUACUACUUUUACUUUGUUGUAUUAUUCUUUAGUGCCAACUCUGGCACAGAAAUGAGGAU